Messenger RNA from Gaeumannomyces tritici R3-111a-1, 2406 nucleotides. RefSeq lists its product as hypothetical. NCBI's taxonomy places the organism in Eukaryota, Fungi, Ascomycota, Sordariomycetes, Magnaporthales, Magnaporthaceae. The record is from RefSeq and is a predicted model, not a curated record. The coding region runs from base 150 to 2288 and encodes 712 amino acids. The transcript is spliced from 5 exons.
GCAAGGAUGCCACAAUAAGGGCUGCCUGCGGGCGUUCUGGUGCAGGUGACCCCGCGUCUCUUGUCUUGCGACCUUCGAUUGCCAUUGACGCGGACAGUCCGCCCACUCUCUGUAGCAAGCUUUAGUCUAGUACCUACCCUGCUGAGCCCAUGGCUUCCUCGUCACUCUAUCCAACGGCGCAGGGAGAUCUAGCCUCAUUGCUCAACGAAGGGGAGCGGGCAAAAGAAUAUUCCGUCUACCUAGCCCACAGAUACGUCAACAGUCCACAGACGGACCUGAACCAGAUCAUCCCCAGAUCCGUGAAGGAGCCUCAAUCGGAGCCUGCUGCCAUCUCCAACGAAGCCGGGUCGCAAGAUGCGGUCGGCGACACGACAGCAUUACAGUCGCAGUUGGACGGAGGAAAUGGAAUGGUUCUAGCCCCCCAUGCAUCCGAGCGGCAAGAUGUACAGGAAGAGGAGGAGAGGUUCAAAGCCUUCUUGAAGGACUACGAGCGAGGCGCCAAGGAAAAGUACAAGACCGGCAUCGAUCCUCACGGCAAGCAUACCAUCCAAGAGCUUUUGGACGUUGUCGAAAGCGCCGUCGACAAGUACCAGAACGCAGACACAAAGGGUCUGUGGGGAAAGGUGCGGCUCGCGUUCAGAAAGCUUGGAGGCAGCGGCGAUGUGAUUACUGGCUGGCUAGGACUACUACCAUCCGAGACCGAGUAUCUUUCCGUCAUCUGUGGCGGCCUAAAGUUGAUCAUCAAAGCAGCGAGUCAAAUGAAGAGUGUCGCCGAUAAGAUUCUUGAGGCACUCUGCGAUCUCCCUGCUCUCCUAAGCAGCACGAAACGAGUACUACAGUGUUUCCCAGAACUGCGAGCACACAGCGACGCCCUCUACAAGUCGACCCUUGCCGCCCUAGGGCAUAUGCUUGCGUACCUCGGUCGCAAAUCCGGUCUCAAAAGGGUUUUCAAGGCUUUCUUUCAACAAACCAGCUUCGAGGAGGGCCUAGUGAUGAAGAUCGGCGACAUAAGAAAACAGCGGGACGCCUUCAACAACGAGGCCGACACCUGCCAGAAGGAGAUGGCGAAGCGGGUGGAAGAAGCGACAGUCGCCGCCAUGAAGAGCGGCGACCAGAUCUCACAAGGGGUACAGGCGAUGAAGGGGACGAUGGAAGUUUGCCUGCGCGAGCAACAGCGGGUCACGCAGCAAAAUGAUGCUAUCAUACUGGCCGGCAGGGAGAUGCUUCGGCGACAGGACAGUAUGGGGCGGCGCCAGGAUGAUAUGCAACGGUGCCAAGACGAAAUGCAGCGCGAGCUUGGAAUCAGCAGGGCUCUCCAGCAAGAGAUCUUAGCUCUCCUCCGAGCUAACCCGCAGGCGAUCAAGAUGGGGGUAGAAGCACAAAAACCACUAGAAAGUUGCCAACAGUCGCUCGAGGCGAACCCGGAAAAGCAGAAAGCAGGCCCUUCAUCUGAAUUGGCCGACGCACAUCGUCUCAUCAAGGAGGCAAAAAAGAGGCGGAACUGGCUGCUGAGAAGGCUCGAAUACGACGAGGAUGCCCCCAGAAAGGACCUCGCGACGAACCUAGGACUGGUCGCCCGCAUACCGACGGACGAGCAGGACCGCUGCUUGUACAUCAUCAACGCCGAGAAGCUGGCCAAGUGGAUCAGAUCCGACGUGUCGACGGCACUCGUCGUCCACGGCAGAUCAAACCACACAGAGCACCGGCGGGCCGGCGCCUCCUUCGUCAGCGCGCGGCUGAUCUGGUCCAUCGGACAGCUGCGGGCGCCCAACCUGAUGCCGCUCCACUUCUUCUGCGCGCAGCACGAGCGUGAUGGGCGGCCCGCGGAUAUCGUCAACAGCCUGCUGGCCCAGCUGCUCGAGCGCUGCGGCGAGGCCGUCGACGUCGCCGAGGCGAAGGACCUAGGCAAGUUCCGCAGCGACAAGCUCGGGGCCGUGUGGAAGCGGUUCGAGACUGUGCUGGACCUGCUACCGCCAGAGGCGACCGUCUUUUGCGUGAUCGAUUCGAUAUCAGCCUUCGUGAUGAAAUCAAGUACGGCCGAGGACGCUGAGGACCUAAUCGAGAAGCUGCUCGAUCUCGCUCAGGAAAGGCCCAAAAACAAGUGCGUCUUCAAGGUGCUGUUGACUGCUCACAAGCGGCUGGACUCGCCGAGCUUGAAGGACGCAGACGUCGAGCAGAUCUCGGUGCCAGUAUCCCUUCCCCGGACGGGAGGCCUCACCAUGCAAAAGCUGAAGUUUGGGCUGGAAAAGAAGGUCGAGGAGCUGGAGAGUAGCCCUGAGGAUGAAUGAUUCUGCUGAUUCAGCACGUGCCAUCCAGUGUAAUUUUAUCAUUUUGGCGUUGGAAUUUAGCAUAGAUUCGCUGAACGAUGUCGCUGUCCCACCAUUCAAAAUAUCUGAUCGCCGCGAA